This is a messenger RNA of Vollenhovia emeryi, 1032 nucleotides long. RefSeq lists its product as uncharacterized. The transcript is spliced from 3 exons. Bases 1 to 1032 code for a protein of 343 amino acids. Lineage: Eukaryota; Metazoa; Arthropoda; Insecta; Hymenoptera; Formicidae. The record is from RefSeq and is a predicted model, not a curated record.
AUGAAAAACUUAACACUUAUCGCCAACGACACAAAGAGAUUCCUACGAGAACACCCAGAAAUAAUCAUCACCAGAGCUGACAAGGGUCACACAACAAUCGCAAUAGAUAAAGACAUAUACAUAGAGAAAAUGGAGACCUUACUUAAUGAUAAGAACACUUAUAUCACAAUUAAGAAAGAUCCCACAAAAAAAUUAAUUAGCGGUCUACACAAGAUAUUAAUGGACUGGAAGAAAUCAAAUUACAUAGAUAAUUCCAUCUACAGGAGACUUAAUUGUACGGAUGGCACACUACCAAGAGCCUAUGGGCUCCCCAAGAUCCACAAACCGGAAUGCCCACUCCACUUAGCAGAAGACAGUAUCACUACUAGAUGGACAUACAUAAGCGAAAAGUGUGCCAUACCCCAAGAAGAAUUUUUGAAAGCAAUUCGAUUUGUACUAAAAUCCACCUAUUUUUCUUUCAAUGGCAAGAUCUAUCAGCAGACCUUCGGCACACCCAUUUGUUCCCCGUUGUCACCAAUUAUCGCAGAUAUCACAAUGCAGGACCUGGAGAACAGGGCCAUUGAGUUGCUUAAUUUUAGGCCUCCCUUUUAUUUUAGAUACGUAGACGACAUUGCUCUAGCCGUUCCCUCGCAUAUGAAAGAUUCAGCUCUACAGAUUUUCAAAUCGUUCCAUCCGAGAUUACAAUUCACCAUUGAAGAGGGAACAAACAGAAAAUUGAAUUUUUUAGACACAACAAUAAUUAUUAGAGACGACCAUAUAGAAUUUGACUGGUACCAGAAACCGACGUUCUCCGGAAGAUAUUUGAAUUUCAAGUCCUGUCACCCUCUCUGUCACAAAAAAGAAAAACAUAUUCGCACACAAAUGAAUCAUUUAUACACUGACAUACUAAAACAACGUUGUAAUUUGGAACGACGAGUAUUGAAGAACGCGCUCAGUAUCGCGAUUCACGCACCCGACGACUUCGCUUAUCAAAUUAUGAAAGGUUCUGGCUUCAUGGCAGGUGAUCUCGGGAGAAGUCGUACACAUCAUUAA